Molecule: messenger RNA, 579 nt
Organism: Auxenochlorella protothecoides
Lineage: Eukaryota; Viridiplantae; Chlorophyta; Trebouxiophyceae; Chlorellales; Chlorellaceae
Exons: 3
Coding region: 1-579 (192 amino acids)
Biological process (GO): mitotic cell cycle
Cellular component (GO): chromosome, centromeric region; nucleus
Source: RefSeq, a predicted model, not a curated record
AUGUACUGCCUGCUUCCGACACCCUCCAGCACCGUCCCCGCACAGGCCCACUGCCACUGCGCCGAUGCCUUUGACGACUUGGAUGAAGCGAUCCGCAACGAUGUGGGCCCCGCCCUCUCCCCCGCUCAACAAGCAGCUGUGAUGCAAGGGACGGCGCAGCUGUACAACCUAGCGCGCGGCAGCCUGGAUCGUCAACUGCAGCGAUUUGAGGAGUUUGCGCUGGAGACCUGCCUGCGAGUGCCCGCUGGCCUCAUGGCCUCUGUUCAGGCACCAGUCGUCGACGUGGAGGCGCCCUGUGUGGAGGAGGAGGAGGGGGUGAUCCAGCGAUUGGGCAGCCUCCGGGCGCAAAUCCUAGAAGAAAGGGAGAAGAUGCUCACGCUGCAGCGCCAGCUGGCCGCCUGCGACGCGGCGCUGGCAGAGGUGGGUGGCGAGGAGGCGGGUCUGCGCCAGCUGGCGUCUGCCGUCCGCGAGAAGGAGAGGCUGACCGAGGAUGUGUUUGUGCUGUCGCACACGGGCGCCAGGCUGCAGGUUUGUGGACCUGGCAGUGUCUGCGCGGCGGUGUUUGGAUAUGGAUGCUAG